CCGUUCCAUGGUGAAGUAGAAAUUCAAAAUGGCGUCGGAACCGGGCUUUGUUCCGACUGCUGUGAAUGUGGACAUUGAAGGCGAUAUUACGGUCCCUGGUGCUCCUGAUGAGGAUGAGGGACCUAGUACAUUAGACGAACCAGUUUCAGCGACAUUAAAGCGAGAUUUAGCAGCAGUGGGCAAGAAAUUCUUCCAUGUACUUAUUCCAAGACAGAGCAAAAGCUUACUAAGAGAUUGGGAUCUUUGGGGACCUUUGAUCCUUUGUGUACUUCUCGCGAUGAUGCUUCAAGGCCAUACAGUGGUAGACAGCAACAAUGAUGGUGGACCGCAGUUUGCCGAGGUGUUUGUUGUGGUGUGGGUAGGAGCUAUAGUCGUCACUGUCAAUUCAAAGUUACUUGGUGGUACAAUAUCAUUUUUCCAGAGUGUUUGUGUUCUUGGAUAUUGUAUUCUUCCCUUGGACAUAGCUCUAACAGUGUGUCGACUCAUAUUAAUCACCAAGCAGACUGCGGCGUUAUUUGCUGUUAGAUUUAUUCUCGUCAUAUUGGGAUUUGCAUGGUCAACAUUUGGUAAGUUAGGCUGAUGUUUGCAUUAUGUAGCCUGUGUUACUUCAGUUUUAUCCAUAACUCCCCGGGGAUAUUGGGCUGGAAAUUCUUCUUCGCUAAUAAGGCCACGUGGUCAUGUACAGCCACUGCUGCCCUGCUCCACAACAAAAAACCAACUUGAAAUUGAUAACAGUAAAUGAACCACCCUAACAGGUUUGUGAAGCUGAUGUUGCAAGCAUUUGCCUUUUGCUCUUAGGGCUAACGCUUAAAAUGUUGACUUCACAAACUCACUACAGCAAUAAAUUUACCUUUAUCAAUUUUAUAGAGUUGAUAAAUGGCUUUUAAUUACUACUUGCUCUCAUUUUCUAUGAGUGACAGGCCACUUGACAGUUUGACUGUUCCCUUGUAGAAAAAUCAGACUAGUGAAUUAAAUACAUGUAGAGUAAAAAAGGAACAAUGAAAGAGAAAUCGCUCUAUAGAGCAUUUCUGUUCAUUUCAAUGUUUUUAAAUAUUUAUUUUCACUAUUUGCACUUUUGCAACCAAUUUUUUUUUUUUUUUUUUGCUGCUUGUGGCUUACUUACUAGUUUUUCUU
This is a messenger RNA of Orbicella faveolata, 1134 nucleotides long. RefSeq names its product protein YIPF6-like. The record is from RefSeq and is a predicted model, not a curated record. NCBI's taxonomy places the organism in Eukaryota, Metazoa, Cnidaria, Anthozoa, Scleractinia, Merulinidae. Gene Ontology annotation, cellular component: trans-Golgi network; membrane. Gene Ontology annotation, biological process: endoplasmic reticulum to Golgi vesicle-mediated transport.